Anarrhichthys ocellatus (wolf-eel) is the source of this 665-nucleotide messenger RNA. Its product is annotated as T-lymphoma invasion and metastasis-inducing protein 2-like. Gene Ontology annotation, molecular function: protein binding; guanyl-nucleotide exchange factor activity. The annotation marks the transcript as partial. The record is from RefSeq and is a predicted model, not a curated record. Gene Ontology annotation, biological process: activation of GTPase activity; small GTPase-mediated signal transduction. Lineage: Eukaryota; Metazoa; Chordata; Actinopteri; Perciformes; Anarhichadidae. The transcript has 6 exons.
GAUGCUCGUGUUGAAUUGAACCUUCAGUUGAUAACUAAUAAUAAUAAAAUGUGUUUCCUCCUGCAGAGACUCAAGCAGAAGGAGGCGGCGCCCCCUGUAGGACACCCUGCAGCUCUGCAGGUUUGUGACGAGCUGAAGCUUCCAGAUGUUUUCACUCUGAACGUCUGUCGACUCGACGCUGCGAAAGACUUCGGUUUCGCGGUGACGGGUCUCGUGGACGGAGUCGGUAAAAGUGUCGUCUACGUCAGCGAGGUCGACCCGCUGGGACAGUCGGCCAGAGAAGGCCUCAGGGCGGGAGACCAGGUCCUGGCGGUGAACGGUGCCGGCGUGUCUGGACUGGACCUGGACCUCAUGCAGAGUCUCUUCAGCCACCAGAAGCUGCAGCUGCUUCUCCGGAGGGACCAGGAGCCCACCCCCCCAGACCUCCAGACCUGGACCAGCACCGACAGCGUCCCGCUUCCUGUUUGUGACGGCGAGCUGCAAAGACAGAACGUGGAGCGGGUUCACGCCCUCUACCAAACCUUCCCAGAAGGCCGAGCGGCGGAGGCUGAUGUUCCCAGGAACCCGUACGGCCGAGACGCCGUCCUGCAGCCGCCAAGCCCCGCCCACCUGAGUGUGUGUCAGCGGCAGCGUAAAGUCAUCCAGGAACUGGUCGAAACGGAGAA